AUGGUGGAUAUCCAGGAGCAGGAUCAGUGGAUCAGCUACCUCAGUGAGUGUAAGCAGCUGAGCGAAAAUGAUAUCAAGCGCCUGUGCGAAAAGGCGCGCGAUGUCCUGCUGGAGGAGUCGAAUGUGCAGCCCGUGCAGUGUCCCGUCACCGUGUGUGGCGAUAUCCACGGCCAGUUCCAUGAUUUGUCUGAGCUCUUCCGUAUUGGAGGCAACUCCCCGGAUACCAACUACCUGUUCAUGGGCGACUAUGUAGAUCGCGGCUACUACUCGGUCGAGACGGUGACGCUGCUCGUGGCCCUCAAGGUUCGUCACCCUGACCGUGUCACCAUCCUCCGUGGCAACCACGAAUCGCGCCAGAUCACGCAGGUGUACGGCUUCUACGACGAGUGCCUGCGGAAGUACGGCAAUGCGAACGUGUGGAAGUACUUUACCGAUCUGUUUGACUACCUCCCCCUGACGGCGCUGAUCAACGACCAAAUCUUUUGCCUGCACGGCGGCCUGUCGCCUUCGAUCGAUACGCUCGACCAGAUCCGCCAGAUCGACCGCGUGCAGGAAGUGCCGCACGAGGGACCGAUGUGCGAUCUGCUCUGGUCGGACCCCGACGACCGCUGCGGCUGGGGCAUCUCGCCCCGUGGCGCGGGCUACACGUUCGGGCAGGACAUUAGCGAGGCCUUCAACCACAACAACGGCCUCACGCUCGUUGCGCGUGCGCACCAGCUCGUGAUGGACGGCUUCAACUGGUCGCAGGAGCGCAAUGUCGUCACCGUGUUCUCCGCGCCCAACUACUGCUACCGCUGUGGCAACCAAGCUGCGAUCAUGGAGAUCGACGAAAACCUCAAGUACACCUUUCUGCAAUUCGAUCCCGCGCCGCGUACGGGUGAGCCGCUCGUCUCGCGCCGCGUCCCCGACUACUUCUUGUAA
Malassezia restricta is the source of this 921-nucleotide messenger RNA. RefSeq names its product serine/threonine-protein phosphatase 2A catalytic subunit. Gene Ontology annotation, molecular function: protein serine/threonine phosphatase activity. The transcript has a single exon. NCBI's taxonomy places the organism in Eukaryota, Fungi, Basidiomycota, Malasseziomycetes, Malasseziales, Malasseziaceae. The record is from RefSeq and is a predicted model, not a curated record. Gene Ontology annotation, biological process: mitotic cell cycle; peptidyl-serine dephosphorylation. Gene Ontology annotation, cellular component: cytosol. The coding region runs from base 1 to 921 and encodes 306 amino acids.